CCUGGUGUCCAUUCCAUUCACUCCAUCGCUGCGAGACAAUGAAGGAUACACACACCCUGCUCAAUCUGCUUCUGCUGCUAGUGUACCUAGCAGGAUCAGCUGUGACCACUGACGGAGGGAAGGACAGUACCAAUGGUCCCUUGGAACUAACCAUUGUGGGACCUGACUUUGUGACUGUGGGCGUGCCAUGCAGUUUUGACUGUGCUGCCCAGUGCUCUCCCUCCUGUAGCUACAGAAUGAGUAUCGACGGGCAGAUUGGGCAGGGGAACGAAGUGUUCUUCACAGCUCGCCAGUGGGAGGAGUCCCUAAACCUCACAUGCACCGCAAGGAAUGAUGACUCUGGGAGAUCCUCUACAGUAUCUAAAAUACUGCAGGUUUUAGCUGGACCAACCAACAUAUCGAUCACAGGACCUGACUUGAUGACCCCAGGGUCCCCACAAAGCUUCCAGUGUUACGCCGACUGCCGUCAGUCCUGCAACUACACCUGGGGGAUAAAUGGCCGAUGGCUCGGGGGACAGGGGAACGAGAUUACCGUAACUCCCGAAGAAUUGGCCACCUCUGUUACCCUGAACUGCAAGGCCAUCAACAGUGUGUCUGGGCUCUAUGACAUGGCAACAAGGACAAUACCUGUGACAUAUGGUCCCUUGGAACUAACCAUUGUGGGACCUGACUUUGUGACUGUGGGCGUGCCAUGCAGUUUUGACUGUGCCGCCCAGUGCUCUCCUUCCUGUAGCUACAGAAUGAGUAUCGAUGGGCAGAUUGGACAAGGCAACGAGCUGUUCUUCACAGCUCGCCAAUGGGAAGAGUCCCUAAACCUCACAUGCACCGCAAGGAAUGAUGACUCUGGGAGGUCCUCUACAGUAACAAAGAUACUGCAGGUUUUAGCUGGACCAACCAACAUAUCGAUCACAGGACCUGACUUGAUGACCCCAGGGUCCCCACAAAGCUUCCAGUGUUACGCCGACUGCCGUCAGUCCUGCAACUACACCUGGGGGAUAAAUGGCCGAUGGCUCGGGGGACAGGGGAACGAGAUUACCGUAACUCCCGAAGAAUUGGCCACCUCUGUUACCCUGAACUGCAAGGCCAUCAACAGUGUGUCUGGGCUCUAUGACAUGGCAACAAGGACAAUACCUGUGACAUAUGGUCCCUUGGAACUAACCAUUGUGGGACCUGACUUUGUGACUGUGGGCGUGCCAUGCAGUUAUGACUGUGACGCGCAGUGCUCUCCCUCCUGUAGCUACAGAAUGAGUAUCGACGGGCAGAUUGGACAAGGCAACGAGCUGUUCUUCACAGCUCGCCAAUGGGAAGAGUCCCUAAACCUCACAUGCACUGCAAGGAAUGAUGACUCUGGGAGGUCCUCUACAGUAACAAAGAUACUGCAGGUUUUAGAUGAUGGAAAAUCCAUGGCCACACAGGCUGAACAGACUAUAGACCUGCUUCUGUUCACAUUCACACUCUCACUCUACACCGUAAUAUCAACAUAAUCCAGGAAAAUGUGGUUUUAUACAAGGAAGUGAUCUGUUCUCCACAUGCAUAUCUGAAUCAUUUGAAAACAUGUCAUCAUUAUUACAGACAGUGAUGGAACAUGUGGUUUAUUGGUAAAGAACAAAGAACAAACAGUCCCUCUCAUAUCAGGAUGUUAACGAUAUUUGCUGAUGAUAAGUGAAGUGGAAAGGCUUGGCUGAAUCUUUCACUAUCAAAGCACUACGUGUGUUUGUGCAAGUAUCAUCACAUGUAUAACCUAUUUGAAUUAAAUAUUUAAUAAAGACACAUAUACAUGAAUUUA
Molecule: messenger RNA, 1786 nt
Organism: Oncorhynchus masou masou (cherry salmon)
Lineage: Eukaryota; Metazoa; Chordata; Actinopteri; Salmoniformes; Salmonidae
Exons: 8
Coding region: 39-1484 (481 amino acids)
Source: RefSeq, a predicted model, not a curated record